This is a messenger RNA of Mercenaria mercenaria, 2306 nucleotides long. RefSeq lists its product as uncharacterized. The transcript is spliced from 3 exons. NCBI's taxonomy places the organism in Eukaryota, Metazoa, Mollusca, Bivalvia, Venerida, Veneridae. Bases 131 to 571 code for a protein of 146 amino acids. The record is from RefSeq and is a predicted model, not a curated record. Gene Ontology annotation, biological process: positive regulation of voltage-gated potassium channel activity; sleep; regulation of synaptic transmission, cholinergic.
AUUCGCAGAUACUAUAAUCCGUGGCUUAAUACUAGCGCAUGCCCGUGCCAGUACACCGCAGUUAGUGGGACGUAUUCGAAGCAGCUUGCGUUUUAUUUAUUGGAAUAAUUUUAAUUUGGAAAUAUUUGCAAUGGCACCUGAAUCAACUUUAUUUUUUGUAUUGGUCUUAUUUUGCGCCGCUGCAGGUUUCGCCGACAGUUUAAGUUGUUUCGAAUGCUCGAACCUUGAGGAUAAAAGAUGUGGCACGACGUUUGACUUUGCGGCCGGGUCAAAGGAGGCCAAAGACAAGUAUCUGAAGAAAUGUGAAGGAGAAUUGACCUUCUGCAGAAAGCUCACAUACGAGGAUGACUUCCAAGGCAAAGACACAAAUGGGAUAGUGGUGACGCGAUCCUGCUGGACAUCCCCUGGUAAAGAAGGAUUCGAGCCGGAAAACGAAUGUACAGAAAUGUUCAAAGGAGUGUCUUGCUACUGCAAAGGCGAUUCGUGCAAUGGGAGUGAACACAUCCGAGCAACUACAGCGAUAUUGUUAAUUGGAUUACUUCCCCUGCUCUGUAAAGUAUUUGGAUUUUAGUGAACCACGAAGUUUCAGCAAUCUCAGUUAUGCCAAUAUAGAAGUAUCGUAAACAGGACUGCUAAGCAUUACAGAAAAUUCCAGUUUAUAUGCUUCUAGUUAUGUUCAGAUGUUAUGGAAGGCCGAUGCGCAAUGCAAAAUGACAAAUAUGUAAAUGUUAAAUGACAUUUACCUAAUGCUUAAUUCAAAAUACUUAAUGUUAAAUGCUACAAUGCCAUACACCAAAAUGCCAUAUGGUAAAUGUCAGAUGGAAUAAAUGAUAAACGCUAAUCGUUAAAUUCUUUUACUUUACUAUGAUGAGUUAAUGGCGCAUAUGGCGUUUAUUGUUACGAAUUUAGCAAUUAACAAUAAGCAUUUAUCAUUUGACAAUAACACUUGACAGUCUAUUUUGACAUUAAGCAUUUGGUAAAUAGCAUUUCGCGUUAACUGCUGGUCAUUUAGCAUUUGGCAAUUCGUUAGGUCGACCAGCCUUCCAUAAAAUCAUUAUUUCAAAUGUAGUUUAUUAAAUGGAAUAGAAGUUUUCAUAAACAAUAUGAGUGCGGAUUUGAUUAUUGUGUGUGUUGAUAGAUGUCGAUGAUGAACUCUAUUUUAUGUAAUUGUAGUUAAACCUGCACUAGUAUAAAUACCAUGCUCAGGAGUGUCAAAAAUGGUCUUUAUUUGUAGAUACAUGUUGAAUAAUUAUUGAAGUGUUAGAAUACACUGUAAAUGUUUUAUUCAGAACUGAAACAAGUUGUCUUUGAAACUGGGUAGUCUCUUUUCACAGUCUUUACUUGACUGUAUUGUCAACACUGGUAUUUAAUUAUAUAUGUUGUCAAACCAAUACAAUUCCUUCAGAUGAAAUUGUGUGUAAUAGCAGCGCUAUUUGUUAAACGAUCAUUUGUUUUCAAUAUCCAGUGGCAGCAACAUGUAAAUUCGAGUAAAAUUAAUCGGUCAAUACGAAACUAAAAAUAAUGCCUCUGCAAAACAAAUUAUGAAUGCAGUCACUCUUAACUUAAACAAGUCCGGCACAUAAUACAUUAUGUAGCACCAGUAUGGAUUGUCUUGUUUUUUUAAUUUUCUGUGUACAUUUAUCCGGGAUUUGCAAUAAACCGGAUGCACCAUUUUUGGCAGAUAAUUGUAUAUAAAUCGAAACAUAAAGGAACACUUGUAUAUUUUAUCCAAUCUGUAUAUUUAUUGUUCGUGUUUUUUGUUCAGUACAAGGGAGACUAUCCAAUCAGAGACAAACAAGGGAAAGAAUAAUUGUGUAUAUACAUGAUGCCAAAUUACAUACUCAUGCAUGCAUACAUAGAAUUAGUUAUUUCGUAUAUAUAGUACUCAAUAUAUUGUUGUUAUACACAUGCAUUUGCAAGUAAUUGUUGUAAAAGCACGCGAGAAGCCGCCAAAAUCGGUUCAAAGAGUAUCUAAAGGCAGUCUUUUCUUAAGUUCUCUGAAUAUUAAUCUAAAUAAGAUCACUGUUGCCUUGAAAUUAUAUACGCUUGUAAUUCCAAAACAAGAUUUGAAGAAAAUACGUUGAUAAGAAAUUUUCCUUCUUUAGUUCUUAGUUAGAGGUUUUCCUGGGUAGCUUAAUUGUUAGCUAAACAUGCACAUAUCCGCUUUUUGGGUGUUGCUGUAACGGCUUCUGUGUAGAACAGAGCACGUGCCACGGCGUUUAUAGUUUAGUUUAUAUAUCACUAUGCAAAGUGUGGUACUACGAGCAGAAUUACAUGUAUCCGAAUAAAAUAUUUUGAGUUUUGUA